Molecule: messenger RNA, 1694 nt
Organism: Hyphopichia burtonii NRRL Y-1933
Lineage: Eukaryota; Fungi; Ascomycota; Pichiomycetes; Serinales; Debaryomycetaceae
Gene: SCW11
Product: putative glucan endo-1,3-beta-D-glucosidase
Exons: 1
Coding region: 104-1588 (494 amino acids)
Biological process (GO): cell wall organization
Cellular component (GO): fungal-type cell wall; cell surface; extracellular region
Molecular function (GO): glucan endo-1,3-beta-D-glucosidase activity; 1,3-beta-glucanosyltransferase activity
Source: RefSeq, a predicted model, not a curated record
UUCGAUAACAGGUUUUUCUAGUAUUUCGUUCAACUCUGGUGCUUUGGUGCUGUCCUUUCUUUUAUUCUUUACUACUCCCACUACAGUCUCUCCUUCUAUAAAAAUGCAAUUAGCAAAAGCUUUAUCAGUUCUUGCUGUUUUACAGACUAUCGCUGCUAGUCCUGUACCAAGACUUAUCACCCGUGUCCAUACGGCUGAUCCAACUACUACUACUGCUACUUAUACCACUGGUACCACUACAGUGCAUUUACCUCCGGUAGAGGUCCUCGUUUCUAAAGGUAAAACUUAUACUUUUACUUUGAGCGAUCAAGCCACUGCAACAGAGCCUACAACCACCACCAGUACUGCUGAUGAUGAAGCAACUGGCUCUCCUGAUACCCCAGAAAACACCCAAGCCGAUAACCAAGCUACUCAAGCUGAAACUACUGCUCAAGCUACCCAAGAAACUACCGGUAAUGCUCCUGCUGAUACCCAAGCCGAAACAACUGCUAACGAAACUACUUCAGCUGAUACUGCCGAAACCACUCAAGCUGAUACUGCCGAAGCCACUCAAGAUACUGCUGAAUCCACUCAAGAUAAUGCUGAAACCACUCCUGCUGAAACCACUCCUGCUGAAACCACUCCUGCUGAAACCACUCCUGCUGAAACCACUCCUGCUGAAACUACUGAUACUCAAGCUGAAACCACUGCUGAAACUACUGAUACUCAAGCUGAAACCACUGCCGAAACUGCCGAGACUUCUCAAGAAACUACUGCUGCUGAAACCAGUGUAUCUGCCUCCUCUGGUGCUAUUUCUCCACCAACUGCUAUUGUCUAUUCUCCAUACCAAAAUGAUGGUGGCUGCAAAGAUGAAGAUUCUAUAAAUUCCGAUUUGGAGUUAAUUCAUAGUAAAGGUAUCAAGAGAAUCAGAACCUAUGGUUGUGACUGUGGUAGUGUUUCUGUUGUUUUACCAAAAGCUAGUAAAUUAGGUAUGAAAGUGAACCAAGGCUUCUGGUUUGGUAAAGGUCAAAUUGAUGAUGUUGAUGGAGAUGUCCAAAAAAUUAUUGACUACGCUAACGAUAAUGGUUGGGAUGUUUUUGAUUUCUUCACCAUCGGAAAUGAAGCUAUCAAUGAUAAUUUUGCUUCUGUUGAUGAAUUAAGCUCCAAAAUCAGCAGCGUCAAAUCUAAAUUGAAAGAUGCUGGAUAUUCAGGUAAAGUAACCACCUCUGAGCCACCUUCAUCUUACAUAAACAAUCCAAGCUUAUGUACUAAGUCAGAUAUCGAUUUUGUUGGUCUUAAUUCCCACUCCUACUUUAACACUAAAUUUUUCGCUUAUCAAGCAGGUACUUUCGUUAAAUCUGAAAAAAAAUUAGUUGAAGGUAUCUGCGGUGGUAAAGAUGUGUUUGUCACUGAAACAGGUUAUCCUCAUGAAGGUGAUACCAAUGGUGAUAAUGUUCCAUCUACCAAAAACCAAGAGAUCGCAAUUAAAAGUAUUAUAGACCAGCUUGAUGGUGAUGUUACCAUUUUGAGUACCUUUGAUGAUCCUUGGAAGCCAGCCGGUGAAUAUAAUGUUGAAAGAUACUUUGGUUCUAUCAAAUUAUUUUCAUGAUUUGCAGCUUACUGUAUCACUUUGAAAACCACCUUUGCUUCUUUAAAAACAAUGUAUUAGUACUUUUUUAUUAAAUCAUGUUUCAUCUUUUCUCUUUACGACUUGC